AGUGACCCUAGGCCUCUUGCAGGAGAGUCCCUGGUCCCAGCCAGCGGGAGCGGCUUCUCCAGUUUGUGGCUCUCGGAGAGUUCGCCUCGUCCCUCCCUCUCAGAUAACCACCUAUUUCUGACCUCUGGAGGCCGGGCUGAGCCCGGAAUUUUAUGACCAGCGCCCGCUGGCCGUCGUCACCCUCUAAUUUCUCGCAAAACUCCCGGGGACCCUUCUUAAUGUCAGUAGCCACAGUCGCCGCCGCUCCUGCGCCUAGAAGCCUUCCACGACCCUCAACCCCACAGAGCCCCGAGCAGGCUCGGGUUCCCGCAGGAUACACUGCCCGCCCAGUGGCCUGGAGGGCGCGUCCCGGGCUCCCCUACGCCUUUUGGAAUCAGCGACAGACGCAGGUAUAAAAGAGAGCCUCCACUCCCACCUCUCCAGGGCUCCCCACCCGCUCCUUCUGGCCGCUUUCUCCUGAAAGAGCAAGGCACCCCUAGAAGCUUCAGGCUCCUCCACAGGCGAGUGCCUACCCACCUAUCAGGUUCAUAGGUGGAAGAAAUUCAUCUCCAGAUGAGACUUUGGACUUGGACUUGGGACUUUUGAGUUAAUGCCAGAAUGAUGAACCCCAGCAUGUUAAUUGAACUUGAUCACCCAGUUGAAGGAAGAAUAAUAGUAGAUGUUGGAUCUUCAGGAAGCUGAAGAGGGCAGUGCCCAGAAAUACCUGUCUUGAUAGGGGGAUUUGAGCUGAACCAAAGCAUCAACACCAAUCAGACUGUUUCCGAAGAACUAGAGUUUUCUGGGUCAGCAAUGGAAAGCCUCAGAGGGAAUACUGCUCAGGGUCCUACAAAUGAAGAAGACUAUAAAAACGAAGGCCAAUUAUCAAGGCAAACAAAAUGUCCUGCACAGAAGAAAUCCUCUUUUGAGAACACAGUGGUCAGAAAAGUGUCAGUGACACUCAAAGAAAUUUUCACAGGGGAGGAAGGCCCUGAAUCCAGUGAAUUUAGUCUAAGCCCAAACCUUGACGCACAACAGAAAAUUCCAAAGGGACAUGGAUCCCCAAUAUCUAGGAAAAACUCCAAAGAUAAUUCAGACUUAAUUAAACACCAAAGACUUUUCUCACAAAGAAAACCUUGUAAAUGCAAUGAAUGUGAAAAAGCCUUUAGUUACCAAUCAGACCUUCUUGUACACAGUAGAAUUCAUGGUGGAGAAAAGCCUUUUGAAUGCAACAAAUGUGGGAAAUCUUUCAGCCGAAGUACACACCUUAUUGAACAUCAAAGAACUCACACUGGAGAGAAACCUUAUGAAUGCAAUGAAUGUGGAAAAGCUUUUAGCCGGAGCACACAUCUUAGUCUACAUCAGAGAAUCCAUACUGGAGAAAAACCAUAUGAAUGUAGUGAAUGUGGAAAAGCCUUUAGCCGAAGCACUAACCUUAGUCAGCAUCAGCGAACUCAUACUCAAGAAAGGCCUUACAAAUGUAAUGAAUGUGGGAAAGCCUUCGGUGACCGUUCAACCAUAAUUCAGCAUCAACGAAUACACACUGGAGAGAAUCCCUAUGAAUGCAGUAAAUGUGGAAAAGCUUUCAGUUGGAUCUCAUCGCUUACUGAACAUCAGAGAACACACACUGGGGAGAACCCCUAUGAGUGCAGUGAAUGUGGGAAAGUGUUCAGUCGAAGCUCGUCUCUUACAGAACAUCAGAGAAUCCACAGUGGAGAAAAGCCUCACGAGUGUAGAGUGUGUGGAAAGGGCUUCAGUCGAAGCUCAUCCCUUAUUAUUCAUCAGAGAACUCAUACCGGGGAGAAGCCGUACAAAUGUAAUGACUGUGGAAAAGCCUUCUGUCAGAGUUCAACUCUGAUCAGACAUCAGCACCUUCAUACUAAAGAGUAAUAUCUGAGCUUUUAUUAAUGUUAGCAUAAGAACACAUAUACCUAACCUCCCACCACUGAAAUAUAUAUAUUUCAAGUAUAUAUAUACUUGUUCUAAUUUUCUUUUAUUAGAUACCUAUACCCGUUUUAAGCUUUCAUUCGUUCUUUCCAUCCAUCUAUCCUUCUUUCGUCUCCCCUCCCUUCUUCCCUCCUUCCCUCCUUCCUACUUUUUCUCCCUCUCCCUGUUCUUUCUUUCUCUUUUCUCAAAUAAGUUCACAAUAAAACAAAGGGAUGACUCAAAAAACAUAACAUAUGAAAUCUAAUAUUCUGAAGGGCUCCAACUUUAGAGUAUAAAGCUAUCUGACACCUUGUAGUUUCUCUGCUAAUCUAUUCCUUCAAGCGUGGGUCCCCGAACCACCAGGUUCUCCUCUGUUUUCUAACCACAUCAGCCCCUGCACAUGAAGAGAAAAUCCUGUGUGUGUGUCUUCAUACUUGCUGGCUCUAGUACCAGAAGAGAGGGAUCUGGCUUCAGAGCAGGACUGAAAACUUCUCACCAGUCUGGGGAUAAUAGUGUUGAGGCAAAUUCAUUCUCUUGACUUGCAAAAACAGAUUUUUCUCAUCUUCCUCCUUCUCUCACCUUUUUUGCAGUAGCAUUUUUCCUCAAAGUACAACUCAUUUUUUUACUAACGCCUAACUAAUCCUAGUGUUAUUUUAUCAUAUUUUUACCAAGAAUGUUCUAAAAAUCUUGGAGACGUUCCUCCAUGAUCUUGGGAAAAAAAGUUGCCAAAUGCUGUGCUGUUUUUUUUGUUUGUUUUUAAUUUUCUUUCAUUUACAGAUUUCAUGAAACUUAUAUUCUGUGGCUUUGACCCUCACCAAUCUUGGAAGAUUGAUCUCUCAAGGACAAACCCAGUGCCUAUUUCUCAGUCCUUUUUCUACUUGACAUUUGCAGAAUUGGCACUUUUUGCCACUGUUAUGCCUUAAAUCUUGAGCUUCUUUCAGGAUCCAUGAUUCUGUGCUGAUCUACACUUUUCCUACCUCUCAGCAUUUCUUUGAUUGUCAAUGAUCAGCUCUGUGAUUUGGGGCAAGGGUUAGGCCAGAAUUAUCUCAUUUUAUCAAGUUAUAAAACUUGAGGUAGUGCAACUAGAUUAUACACUUCUUGAAGACAGAAAUCUUGGUUUGUUUGUUGUUUUAUUUUUGAGAGAAGGUCUUGCUGUGUUGCCCAGGCUGGAGUGCAAUGGCACAAUCAUAGCUCACUGUAGCCUUGAACUUCUGGGCUCCUGCCACAGCCUCCUGAGUAGCUAGGGCUGCAAGUGUGUACCACCACACCCACAAUUUUAAAGUUUUUUUGUGGAGACAGGAUCUCACUAUAUUGGCAAGGCUGGCCUCCAUCUCCUGAACUCAAACAAUUCUCCCACCUCGGCUUCCGAAAACACUGACAUUACAGGUGUGAGCCACCACACCUGCCAGAAAUCUUGUUUUUGAUUGAUAUAAAACAUCACAAAGUACUGAGUAGACACUAAAUGCUCUGUAAUUAUUGCUCACUGAUUCCUCUUUAUCUGUAAUCAAUCAACUUGACUUUAUUUGAUAUGGAUUAAUAAUUGAUUUCUUUCUCUCUUUCUACUGCUGCUUCCAAGUUCUUGGUACCUUGUGCCUAGAUUACUAAAUUGAUCACUGUUGACUCACUACCAUUAUCUAGCUCCUUACUAAACUACUACUUUGUUAAAAAAAAAUAGUCGUUUCCCAGUGACCUCUGCCCCAAAUGUAAACUUCUUUAACCUAAAGGUCUUUCAUAGUUUGAUCUACUUACUUACUUCCUUUCUCUUCUCAAAGAUAAUACAUGCGGGCAGGCCUGUUUUGUCCCUACUAUACCCUCUUCUCACACUUUUCUUCUUUUCAAACUGUUCCUUGGCACUUCUACAUGUCCUACUUUCUUCGUUGUAUUCCAGAAACCCUAUCCACCCUUUUUUAAAGGCCAUGCUCAUAUCCUGGCUCUGUGACACUUUCAGUCCCCUGCCUUCUUAGAAAUCCUUUGUAGUGAUGGUUUGCAUUAUUCUCCUGUAUUAGACACCUUCUUUACUGUUUUCUGGUUCUUUCACAAGUACUUUUUUACAUAAGCUGUUUUGAAGUUGUAAAUCAUCCUAAAUCUUUUAUAAGCCUCAUAUAAUACAUAGUACAAUGCCAGCCUGGACUCUAGUUUUAAUCUAAAUACAUAGGGUUUAAUUUAGCAGCAUAAUCUUUUUAGUCUUUUGAAUGAUGAGGUAACCUCAUAGGUAUUUUGGCCCAUUUUGUUUUUCCUUGAAUUACAUAUAUAACUGACUAUUUAGACUGACUCCUUUAGAUCUCCUGGGAUGCUGACCUCUUGGCUUUCCAAUUCAUGAGACUAUUGUAAAGAAUAAGUGAGUUCAUUCAUGUAAAGUAGUAAAACAGUGCCUGACAAAAGUAAAUGCUCAAUAAAUUCUAAUUGUUAUGAUUCUAGUGAUUCA
Molecule: messenger RNA, 4327 nt
Organism: Homo sapiens (human)
Lineage: Eukaryota; Metazoa; Chordata; Mammalia; Primates; Hominidae
Gene: ZNF391
Product: zinc finger protein 391
Exons: 4
Coding region: 790-1866 (358 amino acids)
Biological process (GO): regulation of DNA-templated transcription
Cellular component (GO): nucleus
Source: RefSeq, marked validated